Molecule: messenger RNA, 546 nt
Organism: Seminavis robusta
Lineage: Eukaryota; Bacillariophyta; Bacillariophyceae; Naviculales; Naviculaceae
Source: the annotation of a GenBank genome assembly
AUGGGUGACGACGAUACAUGUUUGCUUUGUAGGACCGUCGUGGAUUCGGCAGGAUUAUGGGCCCACCAGGUGGCUCAAUCCAUCCACCGCUACAACAAUCAUCUGCUUCCACCAUCCAAAGACGACUGCUGGUCCAUUCCAAGACAAUACUUUGCCAAGGGCAAUUAUUUUUGGUUGGAAGGCUGUAGUAAGAAUCCCUUUACACACUUGGUCUAUCCUCUUCCAGAACCAGGGGGGUUGGGAGUGCAUGCCACCAUGGAUUGGAGUGGUCAAUCUGUCAAGUUUGGACCCGAUAUCGAAUGGAUCGAUGCCGCGACCACAACAGAACCAGACGGCAUUGACUUGAUUCCACAUUCACAACGUGCCCAAGGGUUCUACGAACAAGUCCGCAAAUACUGGCCGGAUCUCCCGGACAAUUCGAUUAUGCCAGAAUUCGACCGAAACUACAUCAUCCCUCACUCGAUACCAGUACCGAAGAUGGAGCGGCGGCACCCUUCCAUGACUUUUACAUUGCAGGACCAGAACAACAUGGAGUGCCAGGACUGA